AUGGACUUCCCUGGUGGUCCGACCAGCGCACCGGUGAUCAUAUUUGACUGGGACGACACUUUUCUGCCCACAGCGAUAUUAAGAGCUCUAGCAUUUGUACCUGACAGUUCAUUAUUGGAACUGGAAUUUGAUCAUCAGAAGUGA
Molecule: messenger RNA, 144 nt
Organism: Gregarina niphandrodes
Lineage: Eukaryota; Apicomplexa; Conoidasida; Eugregarinorida; Gregarinidae
Exons: 2
Coding region: 1-144 (47 amino acids)
Source: RefSeq, a predicted model, not a curated record